UCUCAAUAUCUAUACUGAUAAUAAAGAUCGAGAAGCUACUAAAAGCGUUUUGCUGAGCGGUUAGAAAAAUGAGCAGUGUACUUAGGAAUCAAGGAAGCUGCGUUGCGAUCCGCGCUUUCUCCCCUUCCUCUUCCCUUAACCGUUGUUCUCACGGCUCUGCUUCAUCAGAUGGUGCAACAUGUGGAAGGCCAGCUUGGAUUGGUAAAGGCCUUACUUGUGUUUGUUUCAAACGCAAGGGAGUUUAUGAAGGGAUCUGCGUUAACUUGACACCCAAACAGGAAGAAAGAUUGAAGAGGUUGAGACACAGGAUGAAGGUGUACUUCGAUGGUUCCAGGCCUGAUCAUCAGGAAGCAUUGAGAACACUAUGGUCUGCUACAUACCCUGGAAAGGAGCUGCAUGGUUUGAUAUCAGAUCAGUGGAAAGAAAUGGGAUGGCAGGGAAGGGAUCCAUCGACUGAUUUUAGAGGAGCUGGGUUCAUUUCUUUGGAGAACCUGUUAUUCUUUGCCAAGACAUUCUCGAUGUCAUUUCAAUGUUUAUUAAAGAAGCAAGGUGGAAAGAGAUCUGCAUGGGAGUAUCCAUUUGCUGUGGCUGGCGUAAAUAUCACAUUCAUGAUCAUGCAAAUGCUUGAUCUUGAUGCCACUAAACCUAGGACAUUCAUCAGAUCAAUUUUCUUACAGAUAUUAUCAGAAAAUGAAUGGGCGUUUGACUUGCUCUACUGCGUGGCAUUCGUGGUCAUGGACAAGCAAUGGCUGGAGAGAAAUGCCACGUACAUGGAGUUCAAUGAUGUGUUGAAAUCAACAAAGGCUCAGCUGGAAAGAGAACUCCUCACCGAUGAUGUGCUGUGUAUUGAAGACAUGCCUUCCUAUAGCCUUCUCUGCUAGCCAUUAGUAAUCUUAUUAUUAGGAGUCCCCAAAAUUAGUAGUUUAGGUUCAGCUCCAUUACAUAUAUGCAC
Molecule: messenger RNA, 952 nt
Organism: Hibiscus syriacus
Lineage: Eukaryota; Viridiplantae; Streptophyta; Magnoliopsida; Malvales; Malvaceae
Product: ELMO domain-containing protein A-like
Exons: 9
Coding region: 69-881 (270 amino acids)
Source: RefSeq, a predicted model, not a curated record